Enhydra lutris kenyoni (northern sea otter) is the source of this 4914-nucleotide messenger RNA. RefSeq names its product ring finger protein 123. The transcript has 36 exons. Bases 530 to 4576 code for a protein of 1348 amino acids. NCBI's taxonomy places the organism in Eukaryota, Metazoa, Chordata, Mammalia, Carnivora, Mustelidae. Gene Ontology annotation, molecular function: ubiquitin-protein transferase activity; protein binding. The record is from RefSeq and is a predicted model, not a curated record. Gene Ontology annotation, cellular component: cytoplasm.
GAAGAAAGAUCCUGGAUUUAGGUGUCAGCAGGACUUAGAGCUGGAGACAGCACCAAGCCCUUGGGUGAUGGACCACACUAGGGGGAAAGGUGGUAUAGGGUUCUCUCUACUGGAUGUGAGCUAGACCCAGUGUGACUUAGAGCUGAGAAGGAAACAGGGUCUCUCUGUCUCUAGGCCACCUCACUUUGGACACUUGGGUCUUUUUUCUGGGGUUGAGACAUUCGGUUUGGUGCAAUAAACCUAUAUGUGAUAACUACUCUCUUUCGGGCUCCGUACUAAGCCCUGGAACAUUGGGGGGUCCAGGCCCCAUCCACCCUCCCUGUGUAGAAAGCUGGGAGGCCCCUGCUUUCCUGUGCCCUGGGGUUGGUUGGUUUGUAAAUAUGCGGGCACCUGGCCUCACCUGCUCCCAGGCCUUCUUGCCACCCCAGAACUGAGGUCAUUAUGGGGUCCCUCGGCUGGCUUCAGAUAGACAGACUCUGCCUCUGACUCAGCCCCCCUAGGACCGCUGGCUGCCCACAAGAGAUGAAGGAUGGCAUCCAAGGGGUCCAGCAUGUCUUUCUCCCGCAAGAGCUAUAGGCUGACAUCAGACGCUGAGAAGUCCAGGGUCACAGGCAUCGUGCACGAGAAGCUACUGAAUGACUACCUGCACCGCAUCUUUUCCUCUCCUGAGCAUGCGCCCGCUGCGGCCGCCAGCAGGAAACCCCUGAACUUCCAGAACCUGCCAGAGCAUCUGGACCAGCUAUUACAUGUGGAGGAUGAAGAUGAGGAGAGCCAGGGACAGGUUGAAGGGCGGCUUGGCCCAUCCACUGUGGUCCUAGACCACACAGGUGGCUUCGAGGGGCUUCUUCUGGUGGACGAUGACCUCCUAGGGGUGAUUGGACACAGCAACUUCGGUACUAUCCGCUCUACCACAUGCGUGUACAAAGGGAAAUGGGUCUACGAGGUGCUCAUCUCCUCCCAGGGGCUCAUGCAGAUUGGCUGGUGCACCAUCAACUGCCGUUUCAAUCAGGAGGAGGGGGUCGGAGAUACGCACAACUCCUACGCCUAUGAUGGCAACCGGGUGCGCAAGUGGAAUGUGACCACGACGAAUUAUGGCAAGGCAUGGGCAGCGGGGGACAUCGUGAGCUGCCUCAUCGACCUGGACGAUGGCACCCUGUCCUUCUGCCUGAAUGGCGUGUCACUGGGCACCGCUUUUGAGAACUUGUCCAGAGGCCUGGGCAUGGCCUACUUCCCAGCCAUCAGCCUCUCCUUCAAGGAGUCCGUGGCCUUCAACUUUGGCAGCCGUCCCUUGCGCUACCCAGUGGCAGGCUACCGGCCCCUGCAGGACCCGCCACGCGCUGACCUGGUGCGGGCUCAGAAGUUGCUGGGCUGCUUCCGGGCAGUGCUCAGCGUGGAGCUGGACCCUGUGGAAGGCCGGCUGGUGGAGAAGGACAGCUCCGAGUGGCAGUUGCAAGGCCAGCCCACCGUCCUCCUCACGCUGGCCCACAUCUUCCAUCGCUUCGCACCGCUCCUGCGCAAGGUGUACCUGGUGGAGGCCGUGCUCGUGAGCUUCCUGCGCGGCGUCGUGGAGGCGGGCAGCCCCGCACAGGCUCAGGCUGUGGUGCGUCAGGUCCUCGACCUCCUGUGGCUCUUCAUGGAGGACUACGAGGUGCAGGACUGCCUCAAGCAGCUGAUGAUGUCCCUGCUGCGGCUUUACCGCUUCUCGCCCAUCGUCCCGGACCUGGGCCUACAGAUCCACUACCUGCGGCUCACCAUUGCCAUCCUGAGGCAUGAGAAGUCCCGCAAGUUUCUGCUCAGCAACGUCCUCUUCGACGUGCUCCGGUCUGUCGUCUUCUUUUACAUCAAGAGCCCCUUGCGAGUGGAGGAGGCUGGUCUGCAGGAGCUCAUUCCCACCACCUGGUGGCCCCACCGCUCCAGCAGGGAGGGCAAAGACAGUAAGGAUGUGAAGGAUGAGACUGCCGAGGAGCGCGUGCGGAGGCGUGCCUAUGAACGGGGCUGCCAAAGGCUCAAGAAGCGCAUCGAAGUGGUGGAAGAACUGCAGGUCCAGAUCCUGAAGCUGCUGCUGAACAAUAAAGAUGAUAAUGGGGGUGAAGCUUCUAGGUACAUCUUCCUGACCAAGUUCCGGAAGUUUCUACAGGAGAAUGCCAGUGGCCGGGGGAACAUGCCCGUGCUCUGCCCCCCCGAGUACAUGGUCUGCUUCUUGCACCGGUUGAUCUCCGCCCUGCGCUACUAUUGGGAUGAAUACAAGGCCUCGAACCCUCGUGCCUCCUUCAGUGAGGAGGCCUACAUCCCGCCCCAGGUCUUCUAUAAUGGCAAGGUAGACUACUUCGACCUUCAGCGCCUGGGAGGCCUCCUCUCACACCUUCGGAAGACCCUCAAAGAUGACCUUGCCUCCAAGGCCAAUAUCCUGAUUGACCCACUGGAGCUCCAGGCGGCCACCAUGGAUGACCUAGACGAGGAUGAGGAGCCGGCCCCGCCUGCGGCCCAGCGCCCCACGCAGGCUCUGGCCAUGGGGGGCGUGCUGCCCCUGCCCCGGCCCAGCUGGCUCAGUUCUCCAACCCUGGGCCGAGCUAACCGCUUCCUCAGCACAGCGGCUGUGAGCCUGAUGACCCCCCGGCGGCCUCUGAGCACCUCGGAGAAAGUGAAGGUCCGCACGCUGAGCGCCGAACAGAGGACUCGUGAAGACAUUGAGGGCAGCCACUGGAACGAGGGCCUGCUGCUGGGGCGGCCUCCUGAGGAGCCGGAGCAGCCCCUCACCGAGAACUCCCUGCUGGAAGUCCUGGAUGGAGCCGUCAUGAUGUACAACCUCAGUGUUCACCAGCAGCUGGGCAAGAUGGUGGGGGUGUCUGACGACGUCAAUGAGUAUGCGAUAGCUCUGAGGGACACAGAGGACAAGCUCCGCCGGUGCCCCAAGCGGAGGAAGGACAUCAUCGCUGAGUUGACCAAGAGUCAGAAGGUUUUCUCCGAAAAGCUGGACCACCUGAGUCGCCGUCUUGCCUGGGUCCAUGCCACUGUCUACUCCCAGGAGAAGAUGCUCGAUAUCUACUGGCUGUUGCGCGUCUGCCUGCGGACCAUCGAGCACGGCGACCGCACGGGCUCUCUCUUCGCCUUCAUGCCGGAGUUCUACUUGAGCGUGGCCAUCAACAGCUAUAGCGCCCUCAAGAAUUACUUCGGCCCCGUGCACAGCAUGGAGGAGCUCCCAGGCUAUGAAGAGACCCUGACCCGCCUGGCCGCCAUCCUCGCCAAACACUUUGCGGACACACGCAUCGUGGGCACCGACAUCCGUGACUCGCUGAUGCAGGCGCUGGCCAGCUACGUGUGCUACCCACACUCCCUGCGGGCUGUGGAGCGGAUCCCUGAGGAGCAGCGUGUUGCCAUGGUGAGGAGCCUCCUGGCUCCUUAUGAGCAGCGGCCCUGGGCCCAGACCAACUGGAUCCUGGUGCGGCUCUGGAGGGGCUGUGGGUUCGGGUACCGCUACACACGGCUGCCGCACCUGCUAAAAACCAAACCUGAGGAUGCCAACUUGCCCAGCCUCCAGAAGCCCUGCCCCUCUACCCUGCUUCAGCAGCACAUGGCGGAGCUGCUGCGGGAGGGUCCCGAUGUGGCACCUAGCUUCCUCAACAGCGUCCUCAACCAGCUCAACUGGGCCUUCUCGGAGUUCAUCGGCAUGAUCCAGGAGAUCCAACAGGCCGCUGAGCGCCUAGAGCGGAACUUUGUGGACAGCCGGCAGCUCAAGGUGUGUGCCACCUGCUUUGACCUCUCAGUCAGCCUGCUGCGUGUCUUGGAGAUGACCAUCACGCUGGUGCCUGAGAUAUUCCUUGACUGGGCCCAGCCUACCUCCGAGAUGCUGCUGCGGCGACUCGCACAGCUGCUAAACCAGGUGCUGAACCGGGUGACGGCGGAGAGGAACCUGUUUGACCGCGUGGUCACCCUGCGGCUGCCUGGCCUGGAGAGCGUGGACCAUUACCCCAUUCUGGUUGCUGUGACGGGCAUCCUGGUGCGACUCCUGGUGCACGGCCCGGCCUCAGGGACAGAGAGAGCCACGUCAGUGCUCCUUGCUGAUCCCUGCUUCCAGCUCCGCUCUAUAUGUUAUCUCCUGGGGCAGCCAGAGCCCCCUGCCCCUGGCACUGCCCUGCCUGCCCCUGACCGGAAGCGCUUCUCCCUGCAGAGCUACACAGAUUACAUCAGCGCCGAGGAGCUGGCUCAGGUGGAACAGAUGCUGGCACACCUGACCUCUGCGUCUGCCCAGGCAGCGGCUGCCUCCCUGGUGAGUGGGCACCACAGCACCCAGGUGUAUGCCCCUGCAUACAUGCUGGCACAACUAUGCACGCUGUUUAGGUAUAGUCUUUUGUCUGCUUGUCUGGGUGACCAUCCCCAGCCCACCCUGCACUCUGCUCCCUGCAGCCCACCAGCGAGGAGGACCUCUGCCCCAUCUGCUAUGCUCACCCCAUCUCUGCUGUGUUCCAGCCCUGUGGCCAUAAGUCCUGCAAGUAAGUGGGCCCCAUGGGUGCAGGGAGCUGCAGAAGCAGCAAGGGUACUCAGGCCCUCUUCAUCCUCCUCCCCUCCCCUGCUGUAGAGCCUGCAUCAACCAGCACCUGAUGAACAACAAGGACUGCUUUUUCUGCAAAGCCACCAUCGUGUCUGUAGAGGACUGGGAGAAGACGGCGAGCGCCAGUACCACCACUUCCUCAGCCGCCUAGCCCACACAGCAGCAGCCUCCACCCCUGAACUCAGACCCAGGCUGGGCCCUAUUUAUGAGCUCCCCUUGCCCUGUUCCCAUGACCCCCCUGCCAUGUCCAACCUCCUUGCCUGAGUGUAACCUCACUGGCAGGAGCCCAGCCGUGUCCUAAUUGUGCCUGAGCUCGACUUUCAGUCAGGGCCACAGUGAGCAUUAAAUUAUUAUUCCAUACAGCC